Aspergillus brunneoviolaceus CBS 621.78 is the source of this 494-nucleotide messenger RNA. RefSeq lists its product as uncharacterized. The coding region runs from base 79 to 411 and encodes 110 amino acids. Lineage: Eukaryota; Fungi; Ascomycota; Eurotiomycetes; Eurotiales; Aspergillaceae. The transcript has 2 exons. The record is from RefSeq and is a predicted model, not a curated record.
AGAAAUUCUAAGUCAUACCUACCAUCAAACCAAAACUAAAAGCAGAACGAUAUCCACCACAUUAAACCAACCCCCACCAUGUCAAGCUUCCUGCACAAAGCCGAAGACGCCCUGCAUCUGCAUCACAACAAGCACCCCUCCCAGGACCACGACCACCACCACGCUCAAGCACCCGAGCAGCCACAGCAACACCAUCACCACCCACAACAACAACCCCACGACCCCAGGGCCCCUGCGCCGCCAGCCGUAGCUCACGAAGGCACCCACCACGACCACAGCCACCACGGCAAACGCGAGUCCCACCACCCCAGCCCCGCCGAGAUCGCCCGCGCGGAUUUCAUGGCCGACCGGCAGUACGACCGGAUCUUGAAGUCGCCGGACCACGGCGCGGGGAUCGGGUUUGAGAUGUGAGAAUCUGGUCAAGACAGAGAUGUAGGAGGAUUGGCCAUCGGCAAUGAAAGCGAGUCUUUGAGUGUGGAAAUAUGAAUAAUGGA